Molecule: messenger RNA, 2173 nt
Organism: Phalacrocorax carbo (great cormorant)
Lineage: Eukaryota; Metazoa; Chordata; Aves; Suliformes; Phalacrocoracidae
Source: RefSeq, a predicted model, not a curated record
GGUGGGAGGUGCUUCGCCUCACGGGAGCGCUGCGGGAGCGGUGCGGGAUGCGGGCGGGCGUGCCGAGGGAGCAGGCCCGCUAGGCCUCUGCCAUGCUGGCGGCACGGGGCGGGCGGCAGGCCCUCCGCCGCUGGCAGGCCCUCCGCUGCUGCGCCUCCCUGCCUCGGGCGCGGUUGCGGGUCCGCGAGGCGCUGGGGGCCCCGGAGCCGGCUGGAGAGGUUAAAGUGCAGGGCUGGGUCCACUCUGUCCGAUCCCAGAAGGGAGUUUUGUUCCUGCAUAUAAAUGAUGGGAGUUCUCUGGAAAACCUCCAGGUGGUUGCUGAUCCCAGCCUGGAAAAUAGAGACCUGACUUUUGGAAGCGCAGUGGAAGUGCAAGGAAAACUGGUCAAAAGUCCUCAUAGGAUGCAAAACGUGGAGCUGAAAGCUGAAACCAUCCGUGUGGUGGGACCUUGUGAUACUUUGUCGUUUCCCCUGAAAAGGAAGGGGAGGCACCCACUGGACUAUGUCCGACAGUUCCCUCACCUGCGAUGCAGAAACACCACACUUGGCUCCCUCUUGAGAAUCCGCAGCGAAGCCACUGCAGCCAUCCACUCAUUCUUCCAGGAUAAUGGCUACGUGCAUAUUCAUACCCCCAUAAUUACAUCAAAUGACUGUGAAGGUGCUGGGGAACUCUUUCAAAUUGAGACAUCAAAUGAGGCAAGGGAAUCUGCGGAGAAGACACAUUUCUUCAAUGUGCCUGCCUUCCUGACGGUUUCUGGCCAGCUCCAUUUGGAAGCGAUGGCGGGGGCUUUUACCCAGGUGUUCACCUUCGGCCCAACGUUUCGAGCAGAAAACUCGCAGAGUCGCCGGCACCUGGCAGAGUUCUAUAUGGUGGAGGCUGAGCUGUCCUUCACUGAAAGCCUGCAAGACGUUAUGCAGGUUAUGGAAGAUCUUUUCAAGACAGCAACAAACACUGUGCUCUCCAAAUGUCCUCAUGAUGUUGAGCUUUUUCAUAAAUAUAUAGCUCCUGCCCAGAAGACCAAGGACAGGUUGGAAAAAAUGCUGAAGAACAAAUUUGUGACAAUUUCCUACGGUGAAGCAAUGGAAAUUCUGAAGCAAGCUUCUCCAAGUUUCACUUUCAAGCCAGAGUGGGGCUGUGACCUCCAAACAGAACAUGAAAAGUACCUGGUGAAGCACUGUGGUGAGGUUCCCGUGUUUGUGUUCAACUACCCAUACGACCUCAAACCUUUCUACAUGCGGGACAAUGAAGAUGGACCUCAACAUACAGUUGCAGCUGUUGAUCUCCUCGUACCAGGAAUAGGGGAGUUGUGUGGAGGCAGCUUGAGAGAGGAGCGACUGCCCUUCCUCGAGUCACGCUUACAGAGAUUAGGACUGAAAGAUGCCUACCAAUGGUAUCUAGACCUCCGAAAAUUCGGCUCAGUUCCUCACGGAGGCUUCGGAAUGGGGUUUGAACGCUACCUGCAGUGCAUCCUGGGAGUUGACAAUAUCAAAGAUGUUAUUCCUUUCCCCAGGUUUUCUCACUCCUGUCUCCUGUAGCUCAGCAGUUGACUCAUGUGGAGCAAACUGCAGGUGUGACUGUAUGUAUAUAACAUGAGGAUGUGACUAAGUAUGUUUUAGUAGGAAAUUGAGAUAAUUUUUACAGCAGUGAAACUCUUGGUAAAUUUAAUACUGGCUUACCGAAAAGAAUAUUUGUUCUGGUGAGAUGAUGGAAGCACACGUGCAGUUAAUUUGAUAGCAGUUCAUGUCUUCAGUGCACUUCCGGAAUAUUAAGAAAUCCCACUUAACUAAAGGGUUAAGUUUCUCGUGAGACUAGUACAAGCCAUGGAAGUACCGAAUAAGCGUUGUUGGGAAGUAGUGGGCGUUUUAUGUGAAAUAUUAGUAAGGAGGUGUGACCUAAAACGUACUGGGAGCCAGGACUGCUGUGAGGCUUUAAUAGGUUUUAAUUAAAUGCCUGCACAGUGCUUUGAAGGUUGAGUGUUAUAAAAUGUGAAGUAUUGUCUACUGUAAACCGUGAUUCUCCCCACCCUGACUUAAACGCCAAUAUUGUUUACCUUGGAAAAAUUAGCCAAACCUAGUAAGGAAAAAUGUCACAUUGGAACUGCUGGAGUGAAUUAGGUGAAUGAUGUCUGAUUUUGUGAAUCAUCAAUAAAGAUGUACACUAGGUUGUUUUGUAA